CAAGUUCCGAGAUACCUGCUCUCUAGUAAGGGAGGUACAUUUAAUACCGUUGAGUGCGCAUCGGUGGGUACAAAUAUCCAAGGACGCUUCGAAUAAAAUGGCGGAAUCGAGUGUUGUCAGUGAUGUUAAAAACAUGCUCAAACCCGAGCUUAGGUCAUUUCUGUUGGCAAGAGGAAUCACUGUUACCGACUAUAAUGUGUCACAACUUCGAGAGCUCGCUAUUAAAGCAUCGGAAAUGAAAUUACCGGUUAUAUCGCAGAAAGACGACGCCAUCGAUUCGUUCAGAAAACGCUCUACGGUUGCCCUUAAAGAUCGAGUGAUAAACUUUCCAUUUGUGUGCGAUGUAAGUUUGAAAAGUUGGACAUAUGAUUUGUCAUACAUGCCAGACAUAGUUUGUGCAGAUAUUUUCGUUCAUUUACUCUCUAAUGCCCAGUGGACAGCAGACCGCACCAAGUGUUACAAACAAGAGAGGGGGUAUAGAUUGUUUAAAUGCAACCAUAUCAGUGCCGUUCAGUGCCAUACAUUACCCGAAGACCAUAUGUACAUUCGAGCCAAGUGUCUGAGAGAAACUUCGCAAAGUGAAAAGCCAUACUUCGUCUGGUGUAUGACUGACAGCAAUGGCACCAUCAAAUCAGCUGGAUGUGAAUGUACAGCGGAUGACGGUGGUUGUAAACAUGUCGUAGCUCUCCUGUUUAGCUUAGUUGAGUGGAGUGAGCGGCAUACCGACAGAAACACAGCAACAUGUACAGAUGUCCAGUGUUUGUGGGACAAGCCGAGAAGAGAGUCGAAGCCCAAAAAACUUGAUGAUAUUAGUAAAUCUGACAUUAAUAGGGUCUAUCCUUACACACAUAUUUAUCAUCCUAUUCAUGAGGAAAAUGUUACAGAUGAUGAUUUUGAAAUGGAAAUUUUUGAGCUUGUUAAGAAUUAUGAUACACAAAUCAUAGAAGUUUUAGACAAAGAUUGUACAAAUAAUAAUAAUGUUAAUGAACCUCAACCUGUACCAUUACUUGCUUUAUCAUAUAGACAAAGUAAAUGUAGUAUGCCAUUUGUCAAAUUUAUGCAAGAAAGUAUAGAUAAGUCAGCUUGUAUGGAGAUUGACACUUUAACUGAGGGUCAGAGUGAAAAUGUGAACUGGUUUAAGUAUAGAGUAGGCAGAGUUACUGCAUCAAUUGUGCAUGAUGUUGUUAAAUAUAAAGGAGACAAUGUCCACAACUCUAUUGUUAAAAAGAUUUUAACAGAAAAGUUAGAUGUCUCAAGUCCUGCAAUUUUAUAUGGGAGAGAAAGAGAGUCAUUAGCACGAGAAUUGUAUGAUACUCAAUGUAAAACUGAUCACUGUAAACACAAUGUAAAAAUUCCAGGUCUUUUGGUAAAUCCAAAAUAUCCACAUAUUGCUGCAAGUCCUGAUGGUGUUGUUACUUGUGAUUGUUGUCGGAAAACUUUAUUAGAAAUCAAAUGUCCAUAUAAAUACAGAUAUUGCACUGUGGAUCAAAUUUGUAGAGAAAAUUAUCACAUUUUUCUAGAUUCAAAUAAUGAAAUGAGGCUUAAGCAUACCUCUCCAUGGUAUUAUCAGAUCCAGUGCCAGUUAGCUGUUGCAGAUUUAUUGUAUUGUGAUUUUGUGAUGUACUUAGAGGGUGUAGCAGCUUGUAAACACAAAAUUCAUGUUGAAAGAAUUGAGUUUAAUGCACAGUUCUGGGCAGAAUGUUUGAAAAGUAUUAAUUCAUUUUAUGAAAAAUUUGUUGUCCCAAGACUGUUGUCUGUAUGAAUAUUUACACAAAAUGAUACUGCACAUUUUCUUGAUUCAGCUACAAUGUUCUGUGAAUCAAUAUUAGAUCAUGUACAUAAACUGUUAUGUAAAUCAUUUUAUGCAUGUACUGUACACGCAUAAAAUGUACAGUACAUGUAAGUAUCCUAAUAAGCAUGUAUUUUUCAGUUUUUCCUAAUGCUUCCUUUCUAUGAUUUCAUCAUCUCCAUGAUUCAAAAUUGUUAAAAAGAAUACUGAAUUCUCUUGUUUGAAUCUUUAUUAAUGUAUACAAUUUUUAAAUCUCUUUGGAACAUGUAUACAUAUAAUUACAAUAAUGUGACUUCAUUGUGUCAAUCAGCAAGUCUAACUAUUGGGAAAAAUACUUAAUAUAUAUAUUGCACUAAUAUCAUUUAUAAAAUUUUGAAAAUGAACAACAUUUUAGUAUGUAAAUAUAUAUAACACAAUUGUUUCAAUAUACAUAUGUGUGUGCAAAAAUUAUUGCUAGAUAUUUCAUGCAUUUUAUGGAUGGUUUGUAGACUUAGGGGACAUGACUUAAUUAUUUGUAAAUGGCGCAUAUGAAUUAAUGAAAUCAGUUUGUAGCAUGUGCAAAAACAAUUUCAAUACAGUCACAAGGUAGUAAGACUUCUAAUUGUCUUCAUCCUUUUUUUUACAUUGAUGAAGAUUAAUUGUAUUUUCAAAAUUAUGCAUAUGAUGACAUAUCAUAAUUUUUUUCCAAAAAAAUAUAUAUACUGUAAUAUUAAACUGAAAAAUGCUUUUCAUUACACAAAUAAAUGCAUGAAAUCAUAAACAA
This is a messenger RNA of Magallana angulata, 2552 nucleotides long. RefSeq lists its product as uncharacterized. The record is from RefSeq and is a predicted model, not a curated record. The transcript has 2 exons. NCBI's taxonomy places the organism in Eukaryota, Metazoa, Mollusca, Bivalvia, Ostreida, Ostreidae. The coding region runs from base 98 to 1762 and encodes 554 amino acids. Gene Ontology annotation, molecular function: zinc ion binding.